AUGAAUGCUUGUCCAGACGGCAAAUUUAUAAUUAUUAUUGGAGUUUUAAUCCCGAUAACCCUAUGUCAAGAAUAUGACGACCUAGGAGAUAUGACUCCACGGCCUAUGCCCCCAGAGUUCGAUUUUGGUCCUGAAGCUAAAAUCAAUAAGACAGAACUGGAAGAAGAUAUUGAAGAAUGUAUGGAAGAUUAUGUGGAGUGUGUAAAGGCUGACAGGAAGCGAGAAAUCUGCGCAAUGAAUGACCAUCAAAAAAAGAAAAAGUUUCAUUCUUUGUGCCUAAUGGAGUAUGAGAAUUGCAAGAUUAAAGACGGUGAUGUGCAUUGGCGUUAUUUUAUGGAUGACCAUUGUUAA
Molecule: messenger RNA, 351 nt
Organism: Pieris macdunnoughi
Lineage: Eukaryota; Metazoa; Arthropoda; Insecta; Lepidoptera; Pieridae
Source: the annotation of a GenBank genome assembly